Toxotes jaculatrix (banded archerfish) is the source of this 5690-nucleotide messenger RNA. It is a transcript of the gene smcr8a, whose product is annotated as Smith-Magenis syndrome chromosome region, candidate 8a. Bases 537 to 3386 code for a protein of 949 amino acids. The record is from RefSeq and is a predicted model, not a curated record. Gene Ontology annotation, cellular component: guanyl-nucleotide exchange factor complex. NCBI's taxonomy places the organism in Eukaryota, Metazoa, Chordata, Actinopteri, Toxotidae. The transcript has 3 exons. Gene Ontology annotation, molecular function: GTPase activator activity.
CGAUGGACACGACGCACGAAGACUUGCAGGUUAGAAGGAGAGAAGCGCUUCACUGAUGCUGCUUUAUAUUUUUUUUCUUGUCUCUCUGCACAGCAUGAAGGGUCUGAUGCCUGCCCAUUCCCUGUGAUUGGCGCAAAAAUAAUUGCUUUUGUUAACAGCGACAAAGACUUGAAUUUUUGUAGAGGGGUUUACUUUUAUGCAGCCUGACAAAUACCCACGAUCCUACUCGGGGGACUGGCUCCUGCAGGGCCACAGCAGAGGCCCACUCUGCUCUGGGACCCCCUUUUUAAAUAAUAUAAACUAGCUAAAUUUAUUUAUUUUAUUUAUUUUUAAUUUUUUGGACUCUCUCCAUCUCUGGGCCCCCAGAAUCCACAGCUCCUUUAACCUCACUAACUAAAGCGCUGCCUGGACAAUGAGAGAGCAGGAUGAUCAAUCAGACUGCACUUAAUGUGGCUGCGCUCUGACAGCUGGUUUAUGACUUUUAGUGGUGCUGCACCGUGUGUUGUGUUUCUCAUGCCUUUCUCAAAACCACCAUUAUGAUAGGCUCACCUGACGUGGUGGCUUUCACUAAAGAGGAUGAGUAUGGCCAGACAAAUCCUGACCCCUGGGCACUACCCGAGGAGUUCUCCGUCCCCCUCUAUCCCCUGGCUGACUCCAACCCCUGGGCCAAAACCUCCUAUGCUAAGUUCACCAAAGACUUCAUCCUCAUCUCUGAGUUCUCUGAGCAGGUGGGCCCUCAGCCCCUCCUCACCAUUCCAGACGACCCAAAAGUCUGCGGCACCUUCGAUCUCAACUACUUCUCCCUGCGCAUCAUGUCAGUGGACUACCAGGCCUCCUUUGUCGGGCAUCCACCUGGCAGUGGCUACCCAAGGCUCAGCUUUGUGGAGGACUCAAGGGUGGUGCUGGGUGACUCGAAGGAGGGGGCAUUCGCCUACGUCCAUCACCUUACGCUCUAUGACCUGGAGGCGAGGGGCUUUGUGCGACCGUUCUGCAUGGCCUACGUUUCAGCAGAUGAGAGGAAAAUCAUGCUGCAGUUUCAGGAGCUGUCCCUCCGCUUCUCACAGGCCUCUGAGUGUCUGAAGGCUGGGAACAGGAGAGCCUUCGCCAAGGAACUGCAGAGGAAGCUUCGGGACCUUGAGUACACUCACUCUGUGCUGCAGAGGGAGGAGGGUCUACAGCGAGAGGCGGGGCCUCAGUGCAUGUACUCUGCUCAUGCUGUGGAAAAGGCCAAUGAGCUCGCUAAUGUGGAAAAGAGCAUCUAUGAACACAGAGACCUGCUGAGACAGAUCAGCUCCUUCCACUGCCGCCCGCGCCGAGAUCCUCACGCUGUCACCUGCCAGAAGUGUAUGAGCGAGUGCUUGAGUGAGUGUGAGGAGCUGUUAGACAAAUACGCCAAGCUUGCUAACCCCUUCAGUUACACUGACAAAGGGAGGAAGGGGGAGGAAGGGCAGGGUCAGAUUGAUGAUGAGGGAGGUGAAGACGAAGUGGAGGAGGACGAAGAUGAGAGUGUUAAACGCAGGCCGUCCUACACACCACAGCUGAUCAAAGCUAAGUCUGCCAAGUGUUUUGACAAGCGCCUGAAGACCCUCCAAGAGCUGUGUGACGAGACUUUCUAUGCUGCCACCGUGGAGCUCCUGAAGGAGACGGAAAGGAGUUUCCGAGGCGACCUGUGUUACCUUCACACACGCCGCCUGGACAAGUCUCUACGAAAGAGACAGAAAGUUACCAACUUCCUGUUUGAGGAGGACCUCGGUGAUGAUGAUGAGGAUGAAGGAGGAACACUAAGACCAUUCUGUGCUGUGAACCAUGCUGUAGACAACUGUACACUCUUAAAUCCACCUCCUAUUGUGCUAGGACCAGAACCUCUAGAGCUAGACUCAUUGGAGCCUCCAGAUCCUCUAGACCCCGCCUCUGAGACCAGCCAUACUCAGGAGAGUGAGCUUGGGCUUGGGGAGAGCCAUCUGGAAUCGUCCCCAUCGGACCAGACUCUGGAGACCCAGGAGAGCUCUGAGGAGACCAAAGGAAGCUUCAGCAGCGAUAAAAGCGGAAUGGGUACAGCAGAGAAGCAACAAAGUCUUGCUAGUGUGAGGUCGGAGCCUCCUGAUCCUGAUUCUGACUUGACCCCUGACCACAACACUGACCUAGAAAGGGAGAGCAGCAGUGAAGAGAUGGAGACCACUGCAGGGGAGGACGAUGGUGACAAUGGGGGAGACCAGACACCUGUGUCUCUGCUGGAAGUGGUGUCUGAGCUGGAGGCCAGCAGGGAGGAUGACUGUGAGAGAGUAAGUGAUGGGGCUUGUGAGAUGGAGUCUGACUUGUUGGUUCCUAUAGACACUGCAUGCUGUAUGGCUCAGGAGGGUUUCCUUUAUGAGGCAUCUGCUCCAGAGGCAGAUCCUCAUCUGGGCCAAAGCUCCUACCAUCAGACUUCUCAAAGCCUGGUGGUCAACCAGGAGCCCCAGGCCCUUCUUCCACUCCAGGACGACUAUGCCGUGGGUUCUCCAUGCUCAGAAAGCCCUGCAGCAGCUGGGCUGGAGCUACCUGUAGGGCUCCUAGGAGAUGCAGUUUCCCGUACCUCCGCGGAGGAUGGGUCAGACUGUACCAUGAGCGCUUCUACAGGGUCUGAUCGGGCUGCCUCACCACUCGGCUAUGGUGGGGUUGUGACCCUGCGUCAGAGGAAGAAGGCUGGACAAGGAGCCCUGAGGUUCGUGCGACAGUAUCCCUUUGCCAUACAAGCUCUGUGGUGCCUGCUGAGUGGCAGAACCCUGGUGGUGCUCGGGGCAGAUGAGGGAAGAGUCCGCCGGUUGGUUGCUGCUCUUGCCCUCUUUGUGCCUGGCCCUGGGAAGUGUGGCGAGAGGGUUCAAGCCUGGCUGUCCUGCCCUUUCACCCUGACCGACCUGCAGAGGUGGAAACUCAUUGGAUUGCAAAGAGUGGCGUCCCCAGUCGGUUCCAGCAUGCUUUACUCACUGUCCCGCUACAGUCGCUACAUCUCCAUCCUUGAUGCCGACCAGAAGACUUUGCGCUGCCCACCGUAUCGCGGCCAACUACUUGCCAACAUAGCCGACCACCGCACCUACAUCCGCCGUGGCUCCACCUACUUCCUUCAUUUACAGAGCACCCUCUGUCGCCUGGCAGCCAAGGCCUUCUUGUUUACCUUCACCCACCACCUCCACCUGCCAGUCAGCUCCACAGAGGGGCCCGAGGUUGUAGAGGGCCGACGCCACUGCUUCCUGCAGGAGCAGCUGGGGCUGGGUGAGGAGGAUAGCCAGAUACUGCUCUACCUCAGCCAGCUCAUCACUCAGCGGUACCUACAGCCUGCCACCGGGAGCAGUGCAGCAGCACCUUGUUUUAGUUUUAAUUACACCACCAGCGUUUUAUACAAAAUCUAAUAUUCUUCUGGGAGGAGGAUUCUCACACACAUUUUAGCAGAAAUCAUCUGUGACCCUUUGGUUUUUAUUGGACCAAAGGUGAUAAAGGUCUAAAAGGUAAUAAGGUCUAAAGUCAUUUUAGUUUCAGGACAAUCUCUGCACUGGUUAUUGUUUUUUCUGCUUUUCUGUCUUUCUCUUUGCUCUUGCCAUUUCCUCCGUGUGCAGGGAAAAGGAGGCAGAGCGAGUUGUGAAUGUCAGGGAGUGGUUUAGAUCCGUGUAUUUGGUCCAGAGCAUGUUGACACUCACAAGCACACACAUGACAGAGGAGACAGAGGUCUUUUCCACCUCUUCUGUGGAAGAAAAUGUUACAUGCAAUCAGCAACUUGUUUGAGGUAACACACACACACACACACACAUAUUUCAUAUUGCAAAAUUCAAUCCAACAUGGCUGUCUCUGUGUCAGAAGUGCUGGUCCAACCUCAGCCAGCUCACUAACAUGUUAAUUCACAGCUCUGUGUUAACACCCACCAAUCACCGAGCAGUUUCUCAGCUAUGAUAUCAUCUCAGCUAUAUGUGAACUUGUUUUUCAGCAUUACUGUGACAUUUCCUGCUUGUGGCAAACAGACGGCCCUCUGAAUAUGUUCGUGAAACCUUAUUAGCGCCAUGCAGGCUUGUUACAGCUGGUUUUGUGACAUGCUUCUCUCUUUGAAAACGACAAUAUUAUGUCCAAAGACCAACACUUUUCUGAAGCCUACCCUUUUCAUAUUUCUGUUUCACUCACCAGCACUUUCAGUUUUGAUUUUCGUGAUUGACUUUUAACACACAUUCCUGCAGUAACGAGUGUUUCUGAGGAGUCACAAUGUUGGAUUUUAACUGAGUAGAUUUGACUUUUGAGAGCAUGGAGUAAACAUUCCCAGAGGCUGCUUUCGGGUUGUGAUGCAUGAGAAAGUGUAUUUGCUGUGUGAAUUAGAUCCAGUCGGCUCCACAUGAUGUUGCAUGUCCAGAGAAAUAAUGUCAUCGCGCACAUACUCACCCAUGUAGGGGCCAGCAGCAGACAAAAGCUGCCAUUGCUCACUGCUGGCCAGAAUUUUCAUGGAUAUUACUCACACAGUCAGGAACAUUUUAAAGCUUCUUAACCUAAAUGUAUUGAAGUUCACUGUUGUCUUAAAGUUGUGUGAGAGUGUUGUGGUGUCAGCAUGAGACUGUCUUGUGCCAGGGUGAAUCACCGUAUCGAUAAUGUUUCUGUUUUUCUUAUAUUUGAAGGAAAUGACUUGGACAAGAUGCUGAACAGUUUGAGGAGGUGUCGCUGAGAUGGUGAUGUUGUGUUUGUAUAGAUUUCAUCAUGGGAAAAAUGAAUUCCCUGCUCCAUCAAAAGCAAAACUGAAGUUUGACACUUGAUUUAGGGUAGUAGUUUUUUUUUUUUUUUUUGACCUCAGCGAUCCUUUCUGGAUGUGUGCUAUGAACAAAAUUCAACUACUCUAUAUUUAUUGCUUUUGGGCAAAAUUUGGAUCAUGAUCAUUAUGCUGAGAACACCCAGAUUUUCUUUGUGGAGUAGUCUGAAGAAUUGCAAACGUAGGAAAUCUUUGGCCAGUGAAAUCACACUAAAGUAGUGUCUUGUAUUGUAAAUUUUCCUGUUCCUCAUUCUGUGGCGUCAGUGACGGAGCUGUGAUACUUUAUCUAGAAUGGUAACUGUACUUGUGACUGCAUGGUGAGAGUUUUAGUGUGAAAGGUCAGACAAUGUGGGAUCAUGGCUGCCGUCCUUCCUGUUACGAACAAAAAAAUUUUUUGUUGUUAUUUUAACUCACGCUUUUAACUACUAACAACAACCUCGCAUUUUCAGUUCCACCUAAUGUAUUAUUUCAGUUUAGUGCAGUUUGGACUUGGUACAUGUUACAUCUUUUUGUUUUGCACAGCUUGAAUAUUACAUUGUUCUGCUCAGAUAUUACGACUCUUUUUUUUUUAGCUAUUGUCCCUCUAAUGCAAAAAGGUGAAUGUAAUCUGAAUAAGCCAUACCGCAGUGUGCUUAACAUGUCGUCACUCAGUGUCCUUAUGUUGCCAUAUCAUGUCUACCUUUUGUAUCUUAUCAUGAGGGGGCGUUGUGUGAUCUUCAGCCCUGUACGACGGCGGUGUUGCCAGUUAUUUUAAUAAAGCACGUUGUGAAUGUCUUGAUGCUUUUAUGUUAUGUUGAUGAUGUUCAUUUACUCCAUUAAAUUAUUUGAAUCCCCUUUAUUUUUUGCAUUGAUGCCUGGUUCACACAGGGAGGUAUGUGAUGAUGUUGAUGAUGCUGAAUCUCACUGUGAGAUAUGAGAAGAACAGACCAAUGCA